ACAUGCUUGAGUGGGCGGAGAGUAAGUCAUGGAGGCGCUCAGGCUUGGGAACACUGGUUGUGAGCUCUUCUUCUGUCAUACCCGGACGGAAGUCUCAAUGAGUCAAGCACCAGGGUAUGAGGGCUGUGUGACUGACGAGCUUCUGAAGGCUCAACCCUGAAGGUAGCUGUAUUUACCACCUGUUGAUAGACUUAGGUCGAGACCCCUUUGGGAGUUGAAUGACUCUUUACAGGGGUCACAUAUCAGAUAUCCUGCAUAUCAAAUAUUGUGAUACAUAACAGUACCAAAAUUACAGAUAUGGAGUAGCAACGAAAUAAUGUUAAGGUUGGGGUUCCCACAGCAUGAGGAACUGUAUUAAAGGGUCGCAGCCUUAGAAGGUCGGGAACCUCUGCUCUAGGGACUAAAGCUCUUGCAGGGUCCGAACUUGGCCCUUACUUCCUCUGGUCCUAGGUCUUUCCAACCCUGGGAAUGAGGUGACAGUAGCCUGAGUAUGGCCACCCUGUACAUAGAUUGGCGUCUCCUCGCCGGUGUGGGCCUGGCUUUGGGCAGUGAGAGCACAGAGGGCACAGCUGGGUAGUGUAGACCACCGCGAUCUGUUUUCAGUGCAGUGUAGACCGACCGCGAUCUGUUUUCAGUGCAGUGGCCCGUCCAGCUGGCUGUGUUUGGGGGCGUGGUUUCCCAUCGUCAGUGCACCCUCAUCCGGGACUCCACAGGGGUCCUGAGGGAUGCAUCUUCUCUGGGAAGCUUACAUUCCCGCCCCUCCACUCUCCUUCCCUCUGCUGCUGCCACUGCCCAACUCCACAGAGAGAAGGGGUGAUGAGCAGGGAAGUCCCCACACCCCACAUCCCAGCUCCUUGCUUCAGUGCUGAGUUUGAGUCCCACAUACUCCUAUGAAGUUUUCAUUGUCAUUCCAUUUCCUCUCCGUUUCUUUCCUGGCUAGUUCUCCGUUCAGCCUUUCUCCUGCCAUUCAGUCAGCGCCCUCAGGAACAGUGCUUUUCACCCAUGUCUCUGGCUUCCAAACCACUGAGCCACACAACCCCUCACCAACCCUCUGUCUUCAAGCAUUACUUCCUUUCCUUCCUGCAGGCUCCCUCAGCUCAUAAGUUAGGAACAUCGUUCUCAAGUGCUUUCCUUAUUUAUUAAUAAAUAGAUCACUUUCUGAACUGCAUUUUCUUUUCCUUUUUAUUUUAAUUUUGUUUUGAGAAAGAGUUUCUCUGUGUAGCCCUGGCUCUCCUGGAACUUGAUCUGCAGAUCAGGCUGGCCUCACAAUCGCUCACAGUGAUCACCUGCCUCUGCCUCCCGAGUGUUGGGAUUAAAAUCGAGUGUCGCCACUACGUGGCUUGCUGACCUCACACUUGUAAGCAUCCUCCUGCCUUUGUUUCCCAAGUGCUGGGUUGCAGGUGUGAGCCUGUGAGCCUAGCCUCAGCCUUGUCAUAAGACAACACUAGAGGCUGGGUGUAGUGGUACACGCCUGUAAUCCCAGCACUCAGAAGCAGAGCAGGGAGAUCUCCGACGGUUGGAGGCCAGCCUGGUCUGGGUUUGUCUUUCCUCCCUGUCCCCACAGAACAGCAAGUACUAACAAGCAGUUGAGUAGAUGACAGGCUGGUGACACCAGGACAAGUUGGAGACGCGGGCGGGCGGGCAACUGGCUCUUCCCUGUCCCUUAGUCACUCGGAUUCACGGGAGGUAGAGGAGCCCUCUGUGGCUCUUGCCCAAACCUGUCAGCUUUGAGGGGAUGCAGGAUGAGGGGAGGGAACCUGAAGGUAAGUCUGGGUACCACAGGGCGGAUAGCCUCCCAUGGCUUGUGGGUCAUGAUUUGACAAAGGAUCCACAUCCAAGUGAUUUAUUUGCUUCAGCAUAAUCUGGGUAAGGCAGCUUCCAAAAUGAACUUGGAGGAAGCAGGCUUAGAUGAGCCUAGGUGAGAGGAAAGGCAAAACCAUCCCCUUCACAGGGGUGUGUUUCCUGCCCUUGAGUGUAGUGUGAGUUUCUGGAGGCUCUGGCAUCUAACCUCCAGUUCAAGCACAUGUAUGCAGUUAGAAUAGAAAGUGAGCAGAAAUGUAGUGCUUCCUCUGUAUUUGGGCAUUUGUUCAGGAUGGGUUACACCACUGUAUUAGGGGGAGCUGGGCAUCCACUACAGGAUGCUCUGGAAUCUUGAAAUCUUGGGAAUGGCUGAGGAGGAUGCUCUUUCCUUCCUGCUGGUCAGUAUAGGGAGUGAUGUCCCUGGGCAGGCUAUGAAAACAGUAAGCACUGUCUUUGGUUCACUCUAACUCAAUAGCUGGAGAGCUCACUGGUCGCUGGGAAUGAUGGAAUCAACCCUUUGCAGGUUUCUCUAAUUGGGUUUCCUGACCCCAGUUGCUGGAAUGGGUAGGAAUGACCCUGGAUUCUUGAGAAAGGUGCAGAGGGUUAGGGCCAAGGAAGUGGGAGCCCUGAGCAUGGUCACGUGAGCAAAGUUGGUGGAGGCAGUGAGAGUCCGGAAGUGAGGAAGCUGAAUCAAGACGGUUGAAUGUCAAAGGUAGAAGGUGAACCUGGUGGUGGUGAUACACACCUUUAAUCCCAGCACUCGGGAGGCAGAGACCAGCCUGGGCUACAGAGUGAGUUCCAGGAAAGGCUCCAAAGCUACCCAGAGAAACCCUGCCUCAAAAAACCCAAAAAAGGCCGGGCGGUGGUGGAGCAUGCCUUUAAUCCCAGCACUCGGGAGGCAGAGCCAGGUGGAUCUCUGUGAGUUCGAGGCCAGCCUGGGCUACCAAGUGAGUUCCAGGAAAGGCGCAAAGCUACACAGAGAAACCCUGUCUUGAAAAACCAAAAAAAAAAAAAACAAAAAAGGCUAGAAGGUGAGUGUCUGCUUGUGUGUGUCACUCUAGCCGUCCGCUGAGGGAGCAUCUGGGCUUCAGUUAGAGCCGGCGCGGCUUCUAAGCUGGGUAUAGAAGUGGAGAGGAUACUGAAGGUAAGACUGCUGUGCCCUGUGGAUAGAGCUGAGCAGUUCUCCACAGGCUUCCUCCCACUCACCCACCUCGCAGGCUGCUUCCUGAGAGCUGCCUGGCGGUCAGGCAAGACGGGAGGUUUGGACUAAGUCUUGACCUGUGCCUCCUCCCUCCACUCCUCCGUUCUGUGGAGAUCACGUGCUUGGAGGCCCUGGGUUUGAUCCCUGGUACUGCAUACACAAAACCCAGCUAUCUUGGCAGGGGCUAUCCUAGGACAGUUGAAUGCUGCAGAGACUUAAGGGAUAGAAGGCUGAGUGGGUGGUUCUGGUUUCUAAACACGGCAGUAAGGUCGACCUUACUGCGUCCGAUUCCAGAUGAAAGGGGAGUGUUCUGUGUGCCACACCUUGUGUGGGUGGAGCGUUCGUGAUCUUGGUUAGAGCAGCUGCAGGAUUUGGGCGCUAACUUCAUCAUUCCUGGAUGAUGGAGUGUAUAAGCCACACCUAAAGGGGGCCAGUAGAGAGUGUGCUUCAUAUGUUCGAGGCUCUGGGUUCCAUUCACAGUACAGGAAAAAAACAACAAAGUAAGUCCUUGAUUCAGUCCCCAGCAGCAGAGGGGGUCGUGGGAAGCGGUGCCCGGCUCACACCUGGCAGCUGUGUGUGAACUGAGCGGACACUUGCAAGGCUCAGGCAUUUCUGGAUGUGGUUGUCCACUCGUGCCACUGGGCAGCUUUUCUGCCUUUCUCAGAACCACAAUUCAGGUUCCUUCCCAGUCUAAUGGAAAUGAUGCUUCCCUGACCCUGGCCGGGGCCUUUCAGUCAGUUGCCCUCAGAGGGUCUAUUGAGGGGAGGGGCCAGGGUCUCAUUUGUGGCCCUGCUGGCCUGGAACCUGCUACCUAGCAUGUCUGCCUCUCUGCCAGUCUCUUCAGAGAUUGAAGGCACACCACCUGCCCAAGCCCAUCAGUGGGCUACUGUUGGAGAUGGCCUUACCCUUUUCUUCCCACUACUGCCUUCCCUUACCCUACCCACUUCCCUCCAGUCAUGUGCCCUACAGAGCCUCAGAACCUAGACAGCCGUCUGUCUACCUGUGUGCCACUGCUUGUGUGUGCUGCGGAGGACAGCUGUGCUCACACUCCGCGUUCCCACCUUCCACACUCCAGGUCCUCUGCACCAGCCCUCAGUUUCCCUCCACUUGCCUCUCUCUCCUUUUGCUUCAGCCGCACUGGCCCAGGCAUUCCCUCCGGACAUCGGGCUCUUUGCCUUUAGCCCUCUUUCCUUCCUCGCUGAAAAAUCCGCAGUAGGCUGGGCAUGUACUCAGGUGGUGGAGUGCUUGCCUGGUGUGCAGGGUCCUGGGAUGCUGCCCUAGCGCUGCAGAAAAACAGAUGGUGUAAUCUCAGUGCUUGUGACAGCAAGAGGAGCUGAGUUCAAAUUCAAGGUCAGCCUUGGCUACAUAACAAGUUUGAGGCCAACCUGGGCAACAUGAGACUGAAAAGCAAAACAGGUAUUCCUUUAAGAUGCAGCUCAAGUCUCAGGCUUGACUCAGCUUCCUCAGACUCUCAACUUCCACAGAGUUCAUGACCUUUACAGUCUUUUUACUCUCCUGUCAAGGCUCCAUUGGUUCACUCAUGAAACACCCUCUACACAGGUUCAUACAUAAGCAGUUCUCAACCUGUGGGUCGUGACCUUUCGGGGGUCGCAUAUCAGAUACAUCCUGUAUAUCAGAUACUACAGUUAUGGAGUAGCAAUGAAAUGAUUUGAAGGUUGGGGUCACCAGAGCAUGAGGAACUGUAUUAAAAGGUUGCAGUGUUAGGAAAGUGGAGAACCACUGGCUCUCACUGAUUCAGAUCUUGUUCACUCCCAUAUUUUUAUAACAAGCAGUUGUUCCUGUCAGUGAUCCCGACAACGUAAGUGUGCACAGAUGUUAGGUGGACAUCCCGUAGAACGGCCUGCCGCGCCUGCGCCUGCGCCUGCGCCUGCGCCUGCACUCUUCCUACUCCCACCCGAAAUCCUGACCAGCCUCAGCCACUGGGUGCAUCCUUCGGGUUCCUUUGAUUUUUGUUUUUAAGAGACAGGGUCUCAGCCGGUGGAGUGGCAUGUGACUUUUUAAUUCCAGCACUCAGGAGGCAGAGGCAGGCAGGUGUUUGUGAGUUCAAGACCAGCCUGGUGUACAUAGCUGGAGCUCCCAGCCAGCUCAUAGACCCUGUCAGAGCAAAACCACCAGAGCUGACAUUGCUUCUUGGCAGGGCGAAGGUAAACAGUGAAGCGCAGAGAGCUCUUAAAGUUGCCAGGCUCACACUUCCUGUCUGAAAAUGGGUGGACAGAGGGCCUUGUGUAUCCCAGGCUGGCCUAUGAGCUCAUGUAGCUGAGGAUGACUUGGACUCCUAAUCCUGCCUCCACCUCCCGAGUACUGACAUUACGGAUGUGUGCCACCAAGCACAGUUAAUGCAGGGCUGUGCAUUACAGAUGUGUGCCACCAAGCACAGUUAAUGCAGGGCUGUGGUUGAACCCAGGGUUUUAUGCAUGCCAAGCAAACACUCUACUGAGCUGCAUCCCCAGCCCCCAAUCCGGCCCUUGCACUUUUUCCUGAAUAUAUGGGCAAGAGUUACAAUACAAGUUCACAUCACUUGUAUUAAUUUACUUCUUAAAUUGAAGCAUAUACAUUUGUCUUAGAGAUUUUCAAAGUAUAGUUUGAUAUUUCAAUGGUUUCUCAUUUAAUAGUUCAACAGUUUAUUAAAAAUAAAACAUUUGGCUGGAUUUGGUUUGAAGGCUUGUAAUCCCAGCACUUGGGAUGUAGAGGAGGAACUAGAGUUCAAGGCUGAGCUAGUAAGAUGUUCCACAGGAAAAGACACCUGCCACCAAGCCAGACUACCUGAGUUCUGUGUGGGAUCCCAUGUAGUGGAACAGCUCUCCCAAGCUGUCUUCUGAUGCCACAUACACCAUGGCACACGCCUGCCUGUAAACACAUGGGACAAGUAAUUCACACAUACCAUGGCAGAUGCCUGCCUGUAAACACAUGGGACAAGUAAUUCUCCACACAUACCAUGGCACAUGCCUGCCUGUAAGUACAUGCCAUAAAUAAAUUUUAAAAAAGGGUUUAAGGCAACUUUGCUUUGACACCGGUACAGGCUGUAAGAGACCCUGUUUGAAAAGUCAAAACAUUUGUCCAGUAUCAUGCAGCUGGGACCUAGGGGACUUUAGGCAUGUCAUGCUUGCUCCUUAUCAUCAGUGUGCUGGUUCUUUGAGGGAAAUGGGAGAGAGAGACAAAGCAUGUACAAAGGGAAAAGAGAGUAGGUGUAUGCUUCAUUCAGAUGUAGGGGAAGAAAGUCACUGUUAGCUAGAAUUGGGGCUUGAAAAGAGUUGAACAUCCUGGAGGGUACAGAACAGGUAUGGGGGAUCAUCUGAACCCAGACCAUAGUCCAGCAGCAGGGAAAUCUGAUGCAGUUAAUACCCAUGAAGUGUUUACGUGUCAGGCAUGAGCACUGAAGAAACAAAAACGCGAGGCACAAGCUCUGUCUCUUGGCUCACUCUUCAGAGUCAAGAGUGGUUGGCCACACCUAUUAUCUCAGCACUUAGGAGUCUGAGGCAUGAUGAUCCCAAGUUCAAAACUUGCUCCGUAGACCAAGCUAGCCUCCAACUCAGAGAUCUGCCUGCCUUCGCCUCCCAUGAGCUGGGAUUAAAGGCGUGCGCCACCACACCUGGCUGGCCGUGAGUUAUUUUUUUAAAAGAUUUAUUUAUACUUAUGUGUAUGUAUAUAUGUAUAUCUGUAUGCCACAUGUUUGGGUACCUGUGGAGGCCAGAUGAGGGUGUUGGGGCCCUAGGAACUGCAGUUAUAGGCAUUUUUGAGCCAUCUGGUGUAGGUUCAGGGAAUUGAACUCUGGUCCUCUGGGAGAACAGCAAGUGCUCUGAAGCACUAGUGUCUGGCCCCUGACAAUGAGUUGGUUUGUUUUUGUUGUUUGUUGUUUUUGUUUUUAAAUCCUAGGUUAGGAACAUCAACUCAGUGGUGCAUGCCUGGACUGGAUCCUCAGUACCACAAAACAGAGAAAAUGAGAACCUAAUUAGAGUGUUUGUCCUAGAGAUGGAGGCACUGGGGAGGCUGGGAAGAAGAACCCGGAGGAGACUGGUUCGACAUGGGAGUGAAGAAGUCUCGGUGUGAUAGAGGAGAGCCAUCUGAAAGGUCAGAGCAGGAAGGGCAGCGCGUUUCACAUGAGAGCAAGUGUGUGUUGGGUGUGUGUAAACCGAGGUGCUGGCCAGACAGGUGGAGUUGUGUCUAAGAAUAAUAUCCGUGCUAAAGAGGACCAUGAACCAAGGCUGGAGAGACGGCUCAGUGGUUGGAAGAACUGGCUGCUCUUCUAGAGGACCUGGGUUCAAGUCCCAACACCCACAUGGCAGCUCACAACUGUCUGUAACUCCUGUUCCAGGGGGUCUGACACCCUCACACAGACAUACAUGCAGGCAGAACACCAAUGUACAUAAAAUACAAAUAAAUUAUAAAAAAUGACCAUGAACCAAGAAACUGUCUAAGAGUAUAUGGCAUGAAACGGCCCCGUGACAGCCUUUGAGUGACCAGGAACUGGGAUCUAGGGACCACAGCUUAAGUUUUCAGGAAGGGUUCAAAUUAUGAAAAAGGAAACUGGUAAGACCACCUAAAAUUACUUGAAACCCUUCUAAACACGGAAGUCCUUGCACAAACACAAGGCCAUUGUACAUUCUGCUGUUGUGAAAAGGGUGUUGAGGGAAACCAGGAAAGGUCAGCGACUGAUCCCAUUUUACAGGAAGAAACCCUUCCAAGGUGUGGGGGGGCGGGGCAGUUACUCUUUCUAGUCGUAACUGAGGGAAGAAUGAUCGGGUGAGGUGAAGAGUUGGCUGUCUUGAACACCUGCCUCUGCCAGCUUAGUGGGAGGGAACGUGUCUUAGAAGAAAGAACAGAGCAGUGGUGGCGCACGCCUUUAAUCCCAGCACUUGGGAGGAUCUCUGUGAGUUCGAGGCCAGCCUGGGCUACAGAGUGAGUUCUAGGAAAGGCCCCAAAGCUACACAGAGAAACUGUCUAGAAAAGCCAAAAGAAGGAGGAGAAGAAGUAGAAAGAACAGGACAAAUGCAUUCUUGUGCUUGAAUCCUGUCUCUCACCAGUUAGCAUGAUGACCCUAGGCAAGUGCCUUAGCUGUAAAAUGGGAACAAUUGUGCCUCCCGUGAUUCGAAGGUUUUAGAGACUAACGCCCCCAUUGCAGUGGGUAAUGGCAAAUAGGUGCUGUCACAUGGCCCAACCCUCGUCAUGGGACCGAACGGCUAACGGACGGGUCAGAAUCCGCCACCUGGGAUCACUGGGUAGGGAAUGAAUGCUGCAGCUUCUUCCCUCCAGGAGGUGGGGACAAGGUGGAGGGAGGGCGGCAGGAGGAGGAGCUCGCUCCUUGCGACCCGCCCACACCAGUCUGGCCUGGAGCUGAGGCAACGCGUCUGGUCGCCUGCACCCGAACAGCCUGCCUGCCCUGGUGCCCCGGUGCUCCGACCUCGUCCGGUCAUGUCCCUGCGCCCCUUGCUCUGGCCGCUCCGACUGCUGCUGCUGCUGCUGCUGCUCGGUGGGGCGGUGUGCCGGGCUGAGGCUGAGCCAGAAACCGAAAGCCCCCUCCGGACCCUCCAAGUGGAGACCCUGGUACAGCCCCCUGAGUCGUGUACGGAAUUCGCUGCCUUUGGAGACACGCUGCACAUACACUACACGGGCAGCUUGGUAGAUGGACGCAUUAUUGACACCUCUCUGACCAGAGAUCCUCUGGUUAUAGAACUUGGCCAAAAGCAGGUGAUUCCAGGUCUGGAGCAGAGCCUUCUGGACAUGUGUGUGGGAGAGAAGCGAAGAGCAAUCAUUCCUUCUCACCUGGCCUAUGGAAAGCGAGGGUACCCGCCAUCUAUCCCAGCGGAUGCCGUGGUGCAGUAUGAUGUGGAGCUGAUUGCAUUGAUUCGAGCCAACUACUGGCAAAAGCUGCUGAAGGGCGUUUUGCCCCUGGUGGGCAUGGCCAUGGUGCCAGCACUCCUGGGCCUGAUUGGGUAUCACUUAUACAAAAAGGCCAGCAGACCCAAAGUCUCCAAAAAGAAGCUGAAAGAAGAGAAACGGAACAAGAGUAAAAAGAAAUAAACAGUGAUCGUUAAGAAACUUUGUAUUCUUCGCUUGAUACGACUACCCCCUUUUUCUUUUAGUGAUUUUGUUGUGUUGUUUUUUUUUUGUUGUUUUUUUCAAGACAGGGUUUCUCUGUAGUUUUGCGCCUUUCCUGAAACUCACUUGGUAGCCCAGGCUGGCCUCGAACUCACAGAGAUCCGCCUGGCUCUGCUUCCCGAGUGCUGGGAUUAAAGGCGUGCGCCACCACCGCCCGGCCAUUUUGUUUUUUUACUUAUUAUUGUGUGUGUGCGCUGGUUUGAAUGUGGAAUCGGAGGACACUGUGAAGCUGGCUCUCUCCCUCCACCUGUAGGCGGCUUCCAGAGAUUGAACUGAGCUCACCGACUUCAGAAACAGGUGCUUUACCCUCUGAGCCAUCUCUCUGGUUCCCCUUUCCUUCGAAGAUGGGGUCGGUCUUGCAUUUGUAGCCCAAGCUGGCCUCAGACUCGUGAGCCUCCUGGCUAGGCUACAAAUACGGAUGUGUACCAACACAUCCUGUGCACCCAAUGCUUUCAGGCUGCUUUUCUUGGGUAGAAAACAGAGCACUGUGAAGCUGGAUCUUGCCUGUGGCUGAGGGGCUGGAGGCCUUGGAGCACACCUUGGCCUGCUCACGCUGUCCUAAUUUACCCCCGGAAACUGGUCUUGAAGCUGCCUUGGGUCUUUGGGGUAUCUCUUUGGCUCCCUUGGUGCGGUGAUGCUGAGGCGGCGGCACAAUUCCCCUCCUAGUAGGCCCCUAGGCACUCUCCCCCUAGACCAGAAUGUUCGUAUUCUUGAAGACGGCAAAGAAAAUAAAAAUCUUACAAGGGCUGAGAAUAAGGGCUCAGUUGGUAGAAUUCCUGUCUAGAAUGCAAACAAAAAUCCCGAGAUCAGUCCACAGCGCCAGCAAAACUGAUGUGGUGGUACUCAGCUGUAAUCCCAGAGGCAGCAGGAGGAUCAGAGAUCAGAGGUUCAGGGUCAUCCUCAGCCGCACAGGGAGUUAAGGCCUGCAUGAGAUUUUUUUUUUUUUUUAAAGAAACUUAUAAUUUUUUUAAGAAUUUACUGGAGCUGGAGAGAUGGCUCAGCGGUUAAGAACACUGACUGCUCUUCCAGA
Molecule: messenger RNA, 10148 nt
Organism: Peromyscus californicus insignis
Lineage: Eukaryota; Metazoa; Chordata; Mammalia; Rodentia; Cricetidae
Gene: Fkbp11
Product: FKBP prolyl isomerase 11
Exons: 6
Coding region: 8246-9040 (264 amino acids)
Biological process (GO): protein peptidyl-prolyl isomerization
Molecular function (GO): peptidyl-prolyl cis-trans isomerase activity
Source: RefSeq, a predicted model, not a curated record